This is a messenger RNA of Lemur catta (Ring-tailed lemur), 1340 nucleotides long. RefSeq names its product helt bHLH transcription factor (gene HELT). The coding region runs from base 437 to 1165 and encodes 242 amino acids. NCBI's taxonomy places the organism in Eukaryota, Metazoa, Chordata, Mammalia, Primates, Lemuridae. The transcript has 4 exons. Gene Ontology annotation, cellular component: nucleus. Gene Ontology annotation, biological process: anterior/posterior pattern specification; regulation of neurogenesis; regulation of transcription by RNA polymerase II. Gene Ontology annotation, molecular function: RNA polymerase II cis-regulatory region sequence-specific DNA binding; DNA-binding transcription factor activity, RNA polymerase II-specific; protein dimerization activity. The record is from RefSeq and is a predicted model, not a curated record.
CUGCGCCCCUGCGCUCCGCGCCCGCGGCUGCUGCAGGCGCUCCCUCGCCCGCCGGCCGCAGUUGACCGCCUGCCUUUCCCGCCCGGGCUGUUGCCAUGCAAAUGUUAUUCCCGGGCCGAUCACGUGUCCUUUGAAGGGCCACGUGGAUUAACAAAGCUGAUCUGCCCCCAGCUCGCCCCCCUCGGCAGCUAAAUUUUUUUUCUUAACUUCUUUAAAACUGAUCUUGAAUGCAUACAUCCUCCAAACGCAGCUCCCCUAAUCCUAUGGAAUAAUUCAACUCGUGAAUGCACUUGGAGCCCUAGAUGACCGCUUUAUAAGGCAGCCCCUCGGAGUUGGGAGGCUGCAGUCUACCUGGGACACUCGAGGAGGCACACGAGGCUGAAAGUGGACGGGUGCCUCGCGCCACCGCCUCUCCCGAGGGCGCGUACUGACCAGGAUGUCAGACAAGCUCAAGGAACGCAAAAGAACCCCCGUUUCUCAUAAAGUGAUAGAAAAGCGGAGGAGGGACCGGAUCAACCGCUGCUUGAACGAGCUGGGCAAGACGGUGCCCAUGGCCCUGGCGAAGCAGAGUUCUGGGAAGCUGGAGAAGGCGGAGAUCCUUGAGAUGACCGUCCAGUACCUGAGAGCCCUGCACUCGGCUGACUUUCCCCGGGGAAGGGAAAAAGCAGAACUCCUAGCAGAAUUUGCCAACUAUUUCCACUACGGCUACCACGAGUGCAUGAAGAACCUGGUGCAUUAUCUCACCACAGUGGAGCGGAUGGAGACCAAGGACACCAAGUACGCGCGCAUCCUCGCCUUCUUGCAGUCCAAGGCCCGCCUGGGCGCGGAGCCCGCCUUCCCGCCGCUGGCUUUGCUCCCGGAGCCCGAUUUCAACUGUCAGCUGCACCCGGCGGGGCCUGAGUUCGCUGGCCACAGCCCCGGCGAGGCCGCUGUGUUCCCGCAGGGCGCGGCCUCGGGGCCUUUCCCCUGGCCUCCCGGCGCGGCCCGCAGCCCGGCGCUGCCCUAUCUGCCCAGCGCGCCAGUGCCGCUCCAGAGCCCCGCGCAGCAGCACAGCCCCUUCCUGGCGCCCGUGCAGGGCCUGGACCGGCAUUACCUCAACCUGAUCGGCCACGCGCACCCCAACAACCUCAACCUGCACACGCCCCAGCACCCCCCGGUGCUCUGAUGCUCACUCGCCAGAUUUCUCCGCGCGUUGGGCGCUGCUUAGGAGAAAUACUGUAUAUAAUUGUACAGGUGUAAAUACUGUGACCACAAAAAAGUAGGUGUGGGAAGGCCAAGAGCGAGUUAGUCUUCUGAAGGAUCUCCCCCUGGCAAUAAACGUUUUCUAAUAAAGACCCCAA